Amorphotheca resinae ATCC 22711 is the source of this 1110-nucleotide messenger RNA. RefSeq names its product glycosyltransferase family 32 protein. Gene Ontology annotation, biological process: mannosyl-inositol phosphorylceramide biosynthetic process. Gene Ontology annotation, molecular function: mannosyltransferase activity. The record is from RefSeq and is a predicted model, not a curated record. The coding region runs from base 89 to 1045 and encodes 318 amino acids. The transcript is spliced from 3 exons. NCBI's taxonomy places the organism in Eukaryota, Fungi, Ascomycota, Leotiomycetes, Helotiales, Amorphothecaceae.
CCACUCACUACUUUCUGCGACUUGGUACUGUAGAUUAUGCUAUAACUUAUAGACGAGGAGAGGGUAGAGGGAAGAGGGAAGAGGCAAGAUGCGGGCCCGCAUCACUGUUUCCGCUCUCCUAGGCCUUCUGGCUCUGGGCUACUUGGUCACUCACCUAGUAUUCUUUGUCCAGCUCUUCUUCGACCAUUCUGGCGUAGCCAUCACCCAAGAUGAGAUCGCCUCUGCACAUACAGCUACCGAUGCUCGGCCGCAGCUGAUCCCCAAAAUCAUCCACCAAGUGUACCAUGAUUGGAAUGCCGAGCAAAAUGGAGGCAAUGAGACUAUGCCAACAGACUGGGAUGAAGUGCGGCACACGUGUAUCGAUAAGAAUGAGGACUGGACCUACAUGUUAUGGACGGCGAGCACAUCUCGAGAGUUUAUACAGCGCUAUUAUCCCUGGUUUUUGUCUACCUAUGAUAAUUACAAGCUUCCCAUUCAGAGAGUAGACUCGGUGCGCUACUUUCUGAUGUUACACUACGGAGGCAUUUACAUCGAUCUGGAUAAUGGCUGCCUCGAAAACCUCACUCCCCUCCUAUACUACCCAACAUGGACCACCGACGGUGGGCGUGGAGCACUGAGCAAUAACAUCUUGGCCUCCGUCCCAAACCACCCGUUCUGGAAAUUGCUCACUGAUUCUCUAAUCCCUUAUAACUACAAUUACUUCUUUCCCUAUGUAACAAUCAGUUACGCCAGUGGUCAAUGGUUUGAAACAGCCAUUUGGCAGAAGUACCACUCGCAGCACCCAGAAGAAAGACUGCACCGAAUCAUGAUGGAUGACAGGCCGGGAACUCAGCCGUGGAUAUACUUCACGCAGGAACGUGGAGGUACCUGGAAGAACUGGGAUAACGCGUUCUUUUUAUGGAUUGGGGACCACCUGGCCUUGCUUGCGCUUGUGGUUGUGAGCGGACUGGCGUUACUGUGGUGGAGCGUGAGACGCUGUCUUUCUGUGCACAAGAAGUAUUCGGAGAUUUCUACGGGGAAGAUUGAUAUUGAACAUGGUGAAUAGAAUAAUUACCUUCUUAUCGAAAGAUUUCAGUUUACUUCCAGAAAUAUACCUGAAAGAGUCAAAUC